This is a messenger RNA of Onychostruthus taczanowskii (white-rumped snowfinch), 1131 nucleotides long. RefSeq names its product zygote arrest 1 (gene ZAR1). The coding region runs from base 1 to 1101 and encodes 366 amino acids. Gene Ontology annotation, molecular function: mRNA base-pairing post-transcriptional repressor activity. Lineage: Eukaryota; Metazoa; Chordata; Aves; Passeriformes; Passeridae. Gene Ontology annotation, biological process: translation. The record is from RefSeq and is a predicted model, not a curated record. Gene Ontology annotation, cellular component: cytoplasm. The transcript is spliced from 5 exons.
AUGGCCGAGGAGGCGAUGGCGAGCUACCUCUACAGCGCCUACCACCCCUACUCCUACCGCUACCCGCCGCCCAAGGGCAAAGGAGGGGCGGCGGGCGGCUGGCGCCCGCGGGGCAGCGGCAGCAGCUACUUCUCGGGCUACGGGGAGGCGGCCGCCGAGUACUUCGACAACUACCAGCGGGCGCAGCUGAAGGCCAUCCUCUCCCAGGUCAACCCCAACCUGACGCCGCGGCUCCGCAAGGCCAACACCAAGGAGGUGGGCGUCCAGGUGAACCCGCGGCAGGACGCCUCGGUGCAGUGCUCGCUCGGGCCCCGCACGCUGCUGCGCCGCCGCCCCGGGCCCGCCGCGCCGCGGCCCCGUGAGGCGGAGCAGGAACUGGGCAGCCCCGCCACCACCAACACCCGCGCCGUACGCUUCCCCCGCACCAUCGCCGUCUACUCGCCCGUGGCGUCCCGCAGACUCACCGCCUUGCUGGAGGAGCCGAGCCCGGAGCCGGAGCGGCGGCCGCAGCAGCAGGAUAAGGCGGCGGCCGUCGAGGAGGAGCCGGCCGCGCUGUGGGAGCAGCGGGCGGCGGAGGCGGCUGCCGUGCGGGCGAGUUGGGAGAAGCCCCCCGAGGGUGGCGCCGAGCCGCUGGAGCAGCGCCCGGCCGAGCCACUCGGGCAGCGCUCGGCUGCACCCCCGGAGCAGGCGACGGAGGCAAGCCGGGAGGAGCCGGCAGAGCCGGCAGAGCCGCCGGCCUCAGCCCAGAAGCAGCAGUCGUCGGCGGGCAAGACCCGCCUGCGCUUCCAGUUUCUGGAACAGAAGUACGGGUACUACCACUGCAAGGCCUGCAACAUCCGCUGGGAGAGCGCCUACGUCUGGUGCGUCCAGGGCACCAACAAGGUCUAUUUCCGUCAGUUCUGCCGGACCUGCCAGAAGUCCUACAACCCGUACCGCGUGGAGGACAUCACCUGCCAGAGCUGCAAGCAGACGCGGUGCACCUGCCCCGUGAAGAUGCGCCACGUGGAUCCCAAGAGGCCCCACCGCCAGGACCUCUGUGGGAGAUGCAAAGGGAAACGCCUCUCCUGCGAUAGCACGUUCAGUUUCAAAUACAUCAUCUGAAUGGGAUGGGAUUUUUUUUUUUCUUUUUGU